GGGCACCUCAGACAAAGAGACAGGUGCCAUUCACAAUGUUGAGCAGUAUCAGAGAUGAGAUACCUUAUACAAAUACUGUUAUAUUACACUGACUAUAAAAUCUCAAACACACCCAAAUUGCGAUGCUCAAUCCCUUGUUUCGAAACAUGAGAGGAUCCCAGUCCAAUCAUUGAAGAUCCAAUAUCCAUAAUUAGCUUGCUUUUUUUAUGUAUCUUUCAAAUGCCAUUCUUCCGUCACAUGCUACGAUAUCUAUUGGUUUUUCUUUCUCGCCGAUAAAACCCAAAUCUGUGGAUCUAACACUAAGGAUUAGUUAGCCAACGUACAUGCACAGGCGAGACCGAUGCCAAGGAAUAGGAUACGAUGGUGUUUGUUUGACAGGACGGAGGCUGGCCUCAGCCUCACUUUACGCGAAAUGGCGGUCCUCAUGGUCACUCCGUUCCGUUUUGUCAAACGUUGAGCUCCGUCGCGUGGCAUUGCAGUUCGCAGGGGUUGACUCACUAGUCCAUUGUCUGUCAACGUUUAUGACGUUUCUGUUGAUCUGUUGAGAUCUUGACGAGAUGGCGGUUUCAUAUCCCUUGAGAUGAUAUCACCAGGGUCUUUUUGUAUGUGUCACUGCGAUGAUCUUUCGUGUCCUGCAUCGUGAAUCAUAUCAUAAAUGUGGUUCAUAUCUCAAUUACGUGUAGCCUGUUCAUGAGAUCACCAACAUUCCUCCAGAAUACUAUCAUGGGAGUCGGAAUUUUCGGGCGGGCAUUUUUUCUCAAACGCAAACUCAAUCUCGAUGUCCUAUCAUGCAACUAAUUGAAGCAUAACGUUACUUGGCGGCGGCUUAGACGUGGAAGCAUCAUCAUGAUCAUAUGAUGCUAGUCAGUGAAAACCUCUCAUGAUUUGAAAUGGCUUUGGUUAGUCAAUGUCUAUUCUUGAUAACCGUAUCCUCAAUUCCUCUUAGCCUAGGGACCGGGCUCGCUCAUGGCUUCAAGGGCGUGGUUUGGCUGUGGAGAAUGUCUUCAGUCUAGACCUGGGCGAGUUGACGAGUUUCUCCAUUUGUAUUCCACUUGUUAUGGUUUAGACAGUGACUUUACCCCAAGCUGUGGCUUGAUGACAUCGUUGAGGUGCACUGCAAUGUCUAUGCGCUAGGUUGAGAGAUAAAGCAUUGCUUCUCUUGGUGUAAAUGCGGUGAAGUGACGAAAAGUCCUAUUCCCUCGCCAGGUGUGAUAUCGUGAAAAACCAGAGCCUCAGUUGGAAGUGGUGGUCAGAUUGACAGGUGUUGGCUGCAGCUUAUUACACUUCGCCAGGCACAAGUUUACCUUGCUACUGUCACCUCCAAUAAGCAACCGCCGGAGCUCUCAAGGCAGACAAUUAGAGUACACCAUUAAACCCAUUGAGUUCAUUGAGUUCAUUCCAAGACAUAUCGUAGACAUAUCGUCUCGUCAGCCCGGGCCGUGUAAGCCAAUAAGAUAAGCCAACCAAAUAUCAAUAACAUGACUUUUGGCCUGCAAUUGAGGGGUCGAGGGACAAUCAUUGGAACUUGCCGUGCCAAGAGGUUGCAAGAAAGCCUACUCAAGGUGUCAUUUUAAGCCAUGCCGAGAGAAUAUGAGACAUAGAGAAAACAACAACAGAGUAUAAAAUGAAACGCUUCGUCUGAGAGUUUCUUUGUAGACGCACCAUCUUUCCAAUCCCAUUCACAACGUCUAGUUCAUGAGUGUUACUCAAUCACUUCCCCAGACUCAGGACGAGCCUACGGAAUUAAGUUUCGUAGGCUCGGACAAUUCACUCAGCCUGUCUCCAAGAGACUUCGAGGCCUUGUCCACAGUGACAUACUCGCAGGAUGUGGAUCAGAGCCUCAUGGACUCAUGGCCGCUAGAGAUCAUUUCUCUUGGCCCUUGGAUGGAUCAAGAGGAUGUCCUCGACUUGGCGAUGGACUCCGCACCUUCAGCUGUGGACGACCUCUCUGACUUUGAUUUCGCGGCGCCGAUUAUCGGGAAGAAAUCGCAUCUCAGCGAUGUCGAAGCAACUCCGUUCGACCUUUCGUCCUCUCCUGUAUCUCUUCUUGAUCUUCAUGAAUCCACAUAUGAGGUGAUUCCAGGAUAUGUAUCGCUCUCCGGCUCUCCAGAACCCACAUCCACUCUAUAGAGUGCGGGUUCUGUAUACAGCCAGUCGAACGAUACAGUCCUUGAUGCAAUCUCUCCUGUGAUUUUAGGAAGUGGCGGAAAUCAGAUACAAUCUUUUGACCUCGUCUCUUCAGGCUUUAGUUCUCCUCCUGCUGAGAUCUCGACGGAGAACAGUUCAAGUUCAGAAACGAGCAGCAGGGAAAGGUUCGAAGAAGAUACCGUAACUCGUUUGAAAAGUGACGAGUUUGCAAGAAAUGGAAUAUUUUUCUGCAACUGGCCCGAAUGCGAUAAGUCCUUCGGCGAUAAUCGCAAGCGGAACAACCAUCUUCGAACUCAUACCAGACCUGUUCACUGUUCCUGGCCUGGCUGUAGCUACACAGAUGUUUGGCAGAAGGACAUGAAGCGUCACUACCAGACGCACCGCUCCCGGAAGACCUUCCAAUGUUUGUUAUGCAAUGAGUGGUUUACCAGGAAGUGCAACUUGAGUAGGCAUGAGCGGGAGGCACAUCGUGGAAAGAAAAGGGAGAGGAAGCAUCGUAGCUAGCCGGUCCUUUCAAUAGUGUGCUGCUAGAGUAAAUUUAAUUCUUUGUUAAUCCA
Molecule: messenger RNA, 2705 nt
Organism: Fusarium verticillioides 7600
Lineage: Eukaryota; Fungi; Ascomycota; Sordariomycetes; Hypocreales; Nectriaceae
Exons: 5
Coding region: 1696-2130 (144 amino acids)
Source: RefSeq, a predicted model, not a curated record